UGUAUCGUUCAUAUCGGACGUAUAUGGGAACUCAAGCAGAAAAAUAAGAUUUUUUUUCAAUAAUUUCAUACUACAAAAAGUAACGGAAGCAAAUUGAAUAUUAUAAUAACUAAUAAAAAAAAAAGGUGAUUUCUUUAAAGAUAAUUUAAAAAUCGACAGAAGGAAAAUAUUUUAAAAAACAAUGGAGCCAAAACUGACGGGAGAUGAAAUAGUGAUAUCCGGUAUAGCUGGAAGAUUUCCGAAUAGUGAUAAUAUUAACGAAUUGCAGAAUAAUCUUUUAAAUAAAAUAGACUGUGUUGGUAACAGUAAACCUCGUUGGAACUACGAACAUCCCCAAAUUCCUCAGCAAAUCGGCACAAUGAAUAAUAUUGAUACUUUUGAUCGUGCAUUUUUUGGAGUUCACGGAAAAAUGCUAGAUUCAAUGGAGCCUAUGACAAGAAUAAUGAUAGAAACAGCAUACGAAGCAAUCACAGAUGCUGGAAUUAAUCCACGAAAUUUGAGAGGAAGUAAGUCAGCAGUUUUUACUGGAAGCAGUAUUUCAGAGACAGAAAAAUCAAUAUUUUAUGAAAAAUCUGCGCUAAGUGGAUAUGGCUUACUGGGAAUCAGUCGUACUAUGUUACCAAAUCGACUUUCAUUUUUUUUCGGUCUUACUGGUCCAAGUGUUAAUAUCGAUACUAGCUGCUCUGGAGGUGCCAGUGCUUUACACGAAGGAUUCAUGGCAAUUAAGGAUGGAAGGGUUGAAAAUGCAAUUAUUGGCGCCAGUAAUGUUAUUUUACACCCACAGAUGUCUCUACAAUUAUUUUUGUUAGGACUUUUAUCGCCCGAUGGGAACACGAAAUCGUUUGACGAUGCAGCUGAUGGUUAUACUCGCAGCGAAGCAACUGUAGUUCUAUUUCUUCAAAAAGCUCGUGACGCAAAGCGAAUUUAUGCAGAAGUAAAAAAUGUCAGCAUUUCAUUUGGAAAUAUCAAUAAUGAACAAUUUCAUUUAUAUCCAACUUACAAUUCCCAAGCAAGUCUAAUGAAAACCACCUUAAAAGAAUGUGGUCUAUCUGGUAAAGAUAUUUCAUAUGUUGAAGCCGAUGGGUCAGGCAUUAAAGUUGUUGAUGCUGAAGAGGUAAAAGCUAUUGAUGAAAUUUACAAUGAAGGAAGAAAGUUACCUCUUCAUAUUGGUUCGGUUAAAUCUAAUCUUGGAUCUUGUGCAGCAACAAAUCCACUUAAUGGAAUUAUUAAGAUUAUCAUAGCAAUGGAGUCAGGAUACAUUCCGCCAAAUCUUCAUUUUCAAAAACCAUCUGACCAAAUCCCUGCUCUUAAAGAAGGUCGAUGUAAAGUUGUAACAGAAUUAACUCCAUGGACUGGGGACUACGCGGUCGUUAAUAGUUUAGCAUUUACAGGUGCUAGUGCUAAUAUUAUAUUAAAAGAUUUCAAAAAGGAAAAGAAAAAUAAAGGGGAGCCUAAAGACAAUCUGCCAAGACUAGUCAUAUGUUCAGGAUGUACAGAAGAAGCUGUUGACUUCAUACUAAACCAUCUCGAAAACAGAUCCGUCGAUGUGGAAAUGCUUCAGCUUAUAUACGAUAUAUUUAAAACUGAAAUUCCAGCUCAUAUGUAUAGAGGAUACACUCUUCUGCCUCCACAUGGAUUAACAGAAAUUAAAACGAGAGGAAUUCAACAUAACCCAAAUAUAAGGAAAGAAAUUUGGUACAUGUUUUCCGGUAUGGGUUCUCAAUGGGUCGGAAUGGGAGAAGCUUUAUUGCAAAUACCUAUUUUCGCGCAAGCUAUAGAGAAGUGUGAUAAAGUUCUUAAGCCAAGGGGUAUAGACAUUUUCCGCAUCAUUACAGAAAAGGAUCCAAAAAUGUUUGACAAUAUUGUCAAUUCUUUUGUUGGAAUUGCUGCUAUUCAGAUUGGAUUAGUAGAUCUUUUAGACUCCAUUGGACUAAAACCAGAUUUUCUAAUUGGUCAUUCAGUUGGAGAAUUAGGUUGUGCUUAUGCUGAUGGAUGUUUUACAGCAGAGGAAAUGGUUCUUUCUGCACUAAGUAGAGGUUUGGCGUCAGUAGAAACAGAAUUGCCAAAAGGUUCCAUGGCAGCAGUUGGCCUUAGUUAUGAAGAAAUUAAAAACCUUUGCCCACCCGAUAUUGAUGUAGCUUGUCAUAAUAGCGCUGACAGUUCCACUAUCAGUGGUCCUGCAGAUUCUAUGAAAGCAUUCGUCGCACAAUUGAAAGCGAAAAAAAUUUUUGCUAAGGAAGUGGCAUGUAGUAACAUUGCCUAUCACAGUCGUUACAUUGCUCCAGCAGGUGAAAAAUUAAGAAAAUACCUUCAAGAGAUAAUACCUAAUCCAAAACCUCGAACUAAUCGCUGGGUAAGCAGUUCAGUUCCACGUGAAGAAUGGAAUUCUUCUAGGGCUCGACUAUCAUCAGCAGAAUAUCACACGAAUAACCUUCUGAAUUCUGUUCUCUUUGCCGAAACUGCAAAAUAUAUUCCAUCAAAUGCAGUUGUUAUCGAAAUAGCUCCGCACGGUCUUCUACAGGCAAUUGUGAGAAAAUCGUUGCCAGAGAAUGUCAUUAAUAUACCGUUAACCAAACGAGACCAUUCCGACAAUGUCUCAUUUUUCUUUGAAGCUUUAGGAAAAAUAUAUAAUGCUAAUUGCAACAUAAAUGUUUCUAAUCUCUAUCCUAAAGUCAACUAUCCAGUUUCACGAGGAACACCUUCAAUUUCAUCAUUAAUCCGAUGGGAUCACUCAUCUAACUGGAAUACACAUUUUUAUAAACAACAUGAAGAAGUAAAGGAAGGAGAAAUGAAUUUCAUCAUUAAUUUGAAGGACGAGAAAUGGAAAUAUCUGAAACACGCUAGGAUUGAUAAUAAGGUGGUUAUUCCUACUUGUAUAUACUUAAAACUUGCCUGGGAAGUUUUAAAAUCAUUGAAAGAUGAUUGUGAAAUCUCAGUUAUUUUCGAAAAACUAAAAAUGCAUAAGUACCAAGUAGAAAUUCCAGAAGAAGAAAAUAUCAUAUUAGUGGUAACGGUUCAGAAAGGUACUGGUUUCUUUGAAAUUACAAGCAAUGAAAUUUUAUUAUGUUCUGGAAUUUUACAAGCUACUGAAACUCCUAAUGAGGAAUGCAGUUUAAUUCCUAAAAAAACAGAUAAAGAUUAUCAGGAUCUGAGUGAAAGUGAUAUUUACACUGAGUUGGAGAUGCGCGGUCUACAAUACUCAGGUCCCUUUAGAAACAUUCGUAAAUCAUCAGCAAAUGGAUGCAAUGGAACUUUAGUAUGGAAAGAUGAUUGGACAACCUUUUUAGAAGGAAUGAUUCAAAUGUAUAUUCUUGGAAAUGACAUAAGAAAAGCUCAAGUGCCAAUUAAAAUAAGAAAAAUUAUUAUUAACUUUAAAUUGCAAGCAGAGGCGAUCAAAAAGUCAUGUGACAUUCCUAUCACAGUGUAUAAGGGUAUCCAAACAGUGAAUGCAGGUGGUGUACAAAUGGAAGGAAUUAUUCUUAAAUCUGCUCUACGCGAGUCUUGGAAAAAUAAUAUUGUUACCGAGAGAAUUCAAAUCCUUCCGAAAACGGAAGAAACAUACAAACAUUUUCCAAUUAUUUCGAACCUUCAAUACGUGUCAAAUUGGAAAGCAGAACAGUUGAAUCCUUCCGAUUUAGACUCUAUUUCUUGGGUCGAGGAAUUCCCUAGAAAUGUUGCUGACACAAUCAAAGUUGAAUAUUCAGCAGUCAAUCAAUCAGACAUUCUCUCAGUAAUUACUAAAACUGGGUUAGAAAAUACUGGAAAAAAUAGACUAGAAAUGAAGUGCUUUGGCUACGAAUAUUCUGGAAUUAAUUCAAAAGGAAGUAAAGUCAUGGGAAUUGCUACAGAAGGUACAUUUUCAAAUUAUAUAACAGCUGACACUGAUUACACAUGGAAAAUACCUGAGAAUUGGUCAUUAGAAGAUGCUGCAACUGUACCUUUAGCAUAUGCAGUUGCAUAUUUGGCUUUAGUGAUAAAGGGAGAUAUACAAAAAAACGAAUCAGUUUUUGUUUACGAUAGCGCAUCUUCCAUUGGGCAAGCUAUCAUUAAUAUAGCCUUAAAUAUUACACCACAAGUAUUCGUUGGACACGCUAGUGAUAUCAACAAAAAAAAUCUAAUGAGCAAUUUUAAAAAUAUUCCUGAGCAUCGUUUUCUAAAUGCAUCAGAAAAUUUCGCUGAUCAAAUUUUAGCACAAACUGAAGGAAAAGGAGCUGAUCUCGUAAUAUAUAAUGGAGAUGAUUUAAGUAAAAUAGAGUCUUGCCUGACGUGUGUGAAAAGAAAAGGAAAUAUCAUUAUCAUUGGAAACUUACAACAAGCAUUUAGUAAAUCAGUAGGCAUGCAAAUUUUCUUAAGGGAAAUUGCUCUCUUCUCAGUAAUUCCAACGAAAGUAAAUAGCCUUGAUCUAGCAACUAAAAGAAAAUUAUUACAAAUGAUUGAAAAUGGAGUAACAGCGAAAAUUGUAAAACCAUUGCCUAGACGUAUCUACCCAAGGGAAAUGUUAAAAAACGCUUUUAUUGAUGGAGCAACAAAUAAUGUUUUCGGAAAAAUCAUAGUCAAAGUACAGCCAGAAGAUGGAAGUAAUAAAGCUCUGACAAUCCCUCGUUUUUUAUGUAAUAGAGAAGGAUCUUACUUGAUAAUUGAAGGAUUGAGUGACUUUGGACUCGAAUUAGUUGACUUUUUAGUUAUCAGAGGUGCCAAAAACAUUGUUGUAGCAUCCGAAUCAAAAAAUACAAGAGCUUACGGUAAUCAUAGAAUUAAUUUAUGGAGAGGAUAUGGAGUAACAGUUGUGGUCCGUGAAGAAUUGGACCUUGCCCAUCAACAAAAUGGAAAUGCUCUUCUUGAAGAAGUCAGUACACUUGGUACAGUAGAUGCAAUUUUCGAUUUACAGCACAUUGAAAAAUUAUCAGAAAGAUCUUCCGAAUCAAGAUAUUUGUUUACUAACUAUCUUUUUGAGGAAUCUAAGCGUAUGUGUCCUGAUUUACGACAGUUUGUUGUUUUUACAAAAUGUAAAGAUAGCGGCGAAAAUAUUGACGACAUUUUGUUAAGAGAAAUUGAUUUGACGAAGAUUUGUCAAGAAAAAUCAAAAGGAGCUACCCGGGGACUUUUGAUUCUUUUAGGGCCAAUAUCUGAAAUUACUGAAUACAUAACUGAAAACGAGAGAAAUCUAUCUUUGUUGUCCAUUCCUAGAAUUAUUGAACAAAUGGAUACUUUAAUUGGAUCAAAUGCAACCAUUGUAUCUGUUUCUUAUAAACCAUUAGAAGCCAACUUUCAUAAGAUUCAGAAAGAGAAUAUUACUACUGAAGAAUCAUCAAGAUCAAAAUUCGAAAAUUAUAUUACAGCAGCUCUACCUUCAUCAACAACUUGGAGACAUCAAUGUUUAGACGAAUCUCAGCGUUAAGAUUAUUUAUUAAAUGUUUUAUAAAUUCUACAAAGUUGAGGCAAAAAUUAACCCGAUUCAUUUAAUAAUUUGUUAAGAUUUUAAGUAUAUUUUAAUAUAAUUUUUAAUAUUUUAUUCAUUUUGCAUGAAAUUAGUUAGAUAGUUAGAUCUUAUUAAAAUUAAGAAAGAACUUAAUAAAAUUUAAAUAAAUUAAUAGAAUUGAA
Messenger RNA from Leptopilina boulardi, 5601 nucleotides. Its product is annotated as fatty acid synthase-like. Gene Ontology annotation, molecular function: oxidoreductase activity; fatty acid synthase activity. Gene Ontology annotation, biological process: fatty acid biosynthetic process. The record is from RefSeq and is a predicted model, not a curated record. The transcript is spliced from 14 exons. Bases 182 to 5398 code for a protein of 1738 amino acids. NCBI's taxonomy places the organism in Eukaryota, Metazoa, Arthropoda, Insecta, Hymenoptera, Figitidae.